This is a messenger RNA of Mesitornis unicolor (brown roatelo), 2067 nucleotides long. RefSeq names its product NAD synthetase 1 (gene NADSYN1). The transcript is spliced from 20 exons. The annotation marks the transcript as partial. Gene Ontology annotation, cellular component: cytoplasm. Gene Ontology annotation, biological process: NAD+ biosynthetic process. Lineage: Eukaryota; Metazoa; Chordata; Aves; Mesitornithiformes; Mesitornithidae. Gene Ontology annotation, molecular function: NAD+ synthase (glutamine-hydrolyzing) activity; ATP binding; glutaminase activity. The record is from RefSeq and is a predicted model, not a curated record.
GUAUUGAUAUCGCGAAGAGCAAAGGAGCCCGGUACCGGCUUUGACCAGAGCUCGAAAUCUGUGGUUAUGGCUGUUCGGAUCACUAUUAUGAAUCUGACACACUCUUGCAUUCAUUUCAAGUUCUGGCAAAGCUUUUGGAGUCUCCAGCCACUCAAGAUAUUAUCUGUGAUGUGGGAAUGCCUGUUCUGCACAGAAAUGUUCGUUACAAUUGUCGAGUGAUCUUUUUAAAUAAAAAAAUUCUUCUAAUCAGACCAAAAAUAUCAUUGGCAAAUGCAGGAAACUACAGGGAACUGAGAUGGUUUACCCCAUGGAACAAAGCAAGGCACGUGGAGGAAUAUUUUCUACCCAGGAUAAUUCAGGAAGUGACUGGACAGGAAACUGUUCCUUUUGGAGAUGCAGUGCUAGCAACCAAAGAUACCUGCCUAGGGACAGAAAUAUGUGAAGAACUCUGGGCACCAAACAGCCCUCACAUUGAAAUGGGACUUGAUGGCGUGGAAAUUUUCACUAACUCUUCAGGGAGUCACCAUGUGCUGCGGAAGGCGCACACCCGGGUGGAUUUGGUGAAUUCUGCCACAGCAAAGAAUGGUGGAAUAUAUGUUCUAGCUAACCAGAAAGGCUGUGAUGGUGAUCGUCUGUAUUAUGAUGGCUGUGCCAUGAUUUCAGUGAAUGGAGAAACAGUUGCACAAGGAUCCCAGUUUUCACUCGAUGAUGUGGAGGUGCUGGUUGCCACUCUGGACUUGGAGGAUGUUCGAAGUUACAGAGCAGAGAUUUCAUCUCGUAACUUAGCAGCAAGUAAAGUGAAUCCUUAUCCCAGGGUAAAAGUGAAUUUUGAUCUGUCAUCUUCUGAUGAUGUAGCUGUACCUACUUGUAUGCCAAUCCAGUGGAGACAUCAUAGUCCUGAGGAGGAGAUCAGCCUUGGUCCUGCAUGUUGGCUUUGGGACUAUUUAAGGCGCAGCAAACAGGCAGGAUUUCUCCUACCUCUUAGUGGUGGAAUUGACAGCUCUGCUACAGCUUGCAUAGUAUAUUCUAUGUGUCACCAGGUUUGCCUGGCAGUCAAGAAUGGAAAUGCAGAUGUGCUGGCUGAUGCGCGCAGGAUUGUGAGCGAUGAGACCUAUGUCCCUGAGGAUCCUCGAGAAUUCUGCAAGCGUAUCUUUACCACUUGCUAUAUGGCUAGCGAGAACUCAUCCCAGGAUACUUGCAAUAGAGCUAAACUUCUGGCUGAGCAAAUAGGCAGCUAUCACAUCAAUCUGAACAUAGAUGCAGCUGUGAAAGCUAUUGUGGGAAUUUUCAGUGUGGUGACAGGUCGAACUCCCCGGUUUUCUGUCUACGGAGGGAGCAGCAGAGAAAACCUAGCACUCCAGAAUGUGCAGGCUAGAAUAAGAAUGGUCCUUGCCUACCUGUUUGCUCAGCUGGCACUUUGGACUCGUGGGAUGCCAGGGGGACUUCUGGUGCUAGGAUCAGCCAAUGUGGAUGAAAGUCUCCGAGGUUACUUGACAAAGUACGAUUGCUCAAGUGCUGAUAUCAAUCCCAUUGGUGGAAUCAGCAAGACUGAUCUGAAGAACUUCAUACAAUAUUGCAUUGAAAAUUUUCAGCUCACAGCCCUUAGAAGUAUCAUGUCAGCUCCACCCACUGCAGAGUUAGAGCCCCUUGUGGAUGGACAAGUGGCUCAAACUGAUGAGGCAGAUAUGGGGAUGACAUAUGCAGAGCUCUCAGUCUAUGGCAAAUUAAGAAAAAUAGCAAAGGCUGGACCAUACAGUAUGUUCUGUAAGCUGAUUAAUAUGUGGAAGGAAAUUUGUACUCCAAGAGAGGUGGCAUCAAAGGUUAAGCAUUUCUUCAGGAUGUAUUCAGUUAACAGACAUAAAAUGACCACCCUCACUCCUUCCUACCAUGCUGAAAACUACAGCCCGGAUGACAACCGAUUUGACCUGAGGCCUUUCCUUUAUAACACCGCGUGGUCCUGGCAAUUUAGGUGCAUAGAUAAACAGGUAUCCAAGCUAGAAAAAAAGGAAGGAAUUUCUCUAGCUGAAGACGUGGACUGAUUUUUCUGUCUUGUUUAACUCUGGUAAU